CACAUCUACUAGAUAUGGAAGCCUGAUUGGCAAAAGCUUCUUUCAUUACGUCUAGAACAAUCUGAACCAUUCAUGCAUAUUUUUGAAUACAGCGUUACGGUCCAGUAGUUGGUAGUCGACGCUAAACACGAUGUUUUCGUUAUAAGGUAUAUCCGUAUCCCUAUGGUUUCAACCACACUCCCCAGUUAGUUAGACUAAAAUGUAUGCGAAUUUACAGACCCUUCAGUAAUAAGAAUGUUAGGUCAACUGAUCUAUGUUUAUCUGUCCAGUGUCCAUCGACGUGGCUGGCACCAUUUACUUAAGUCGGAGUUCUGGUCAGUAACCAUCCACAAGAAACGAUGUCGCGCUCUAGGUUUGUUCGACUAUGCAUCAUCGAAUGGGUUGGAAACUAGUUUCCAAUCCAUUUAUCAACGUCUUGUUAAAAAGCUACAAAAAGAUUAAGCCUGCCUACACUAAGCGCCCUUACCUUAAUAUGGAAUUCCAAAAUAAUGUCUCAUUAUUCCAUAGACUAAGGGGGAAUGCUUUACGAGUUUUAUUCAGUAGACAGUUUUAUUCAAUUGACAUAUCAAUUUAGCAUCCACUCGUUAACCGCUCUAUUUUGUGUCUAGUAUCAAGAACAUAAGAUAGGGAGAUAUCUUUGUUUUCAGCUAUCUGCUCAAGAUCUCCACAAACACGGUCUUCAUGCUUCAGUAGUCCUUUUGCUCACAGCACUAUUCAAAACUAUUUCUUGUUUAUGGAAGUAGUGAUCCACUUUCGGAGUACCGUUGAUGGUGAGUGUAACCAAUGCGAACCGUUACUGAAAAUAAUUCCCAAACCCACAAUUCCAGCCUUCUGAUUUCUUGGACCUUAAGGUCAUCAAAACCAUAUGUAUGAGUUCUAACAUCACACUAGUGAAGGAAAUUUUUCCUCCUUUUAAGGUAUGAAAAGUUAUUUUGAACAGAUGUUUAUCAUAUGCUUACUUCACUUAGUAAUCAACGUGAGUCUUUAUAAUGGUCAGUUUACAUGCAUUCCUGACUUUCUUGUACUACAACUUCAAUGCUUCAUGACUGGUCAUGAAAACCAAGUCCUAGAAAUAUCUCUCGCGCUUUACUGUCGUUCAUAUCUCAUGGUUCUAUGGAGGCCCUUGGGAUGGCUUACAUUAAUUUGACCAUGGGAUAGAAGCUGUUACUUCGAAUGCCGCUUUGAGCUAACACCAUACCUUUUUAAUCGACUGAUUCGUACCAACUGGUAUCGGUCAAUGAUAAGUGGUUAUAGUUUGUACGUUACAUAACGUAGAGUAGAUUGAAAUCGUUUAAAUCGCUGAACAGGCAAAAAUAUCAUUUUUACAAUUUAAAUGGUGUUUCUCUGGUUAGAUUAUGAAGCUCAUAUGCAUCCUACUAUCUUAAGUAUCUAAUUAAAACAAAUACCGAUAUAACUGGACUAUAAAAUAAGUAUGCGCCACAAAGUACUAAUAUUGUGAAGACAUGCAUGGAGGCAGAGUGUAAUCAAAAUGAACAAGUAAGUGGACGAGUGUAAAUUAUAAUGCGAGAGUCCCGAAAUGAUUCUUCCAGCCGAAGGAUUUCCUUGCGCUUUUAUUAAGAAUGUACUAAAAAAUUACAGCGAGAGAGCUAUUGGCUUCUGUCCUGGGUAGUCUGAUAUCUCAAGCCACCAAGUUGCACUAUCUCUGGAACACUAACUAGGGAGUUGUGAUUGACAGAUAGAUCCCAGUUCUUUACAUCCUUUCAUACCAUGGUACCAUAUUAUAGAGUGGCCACCUUUCCACCCAAUUGUAGCGUUGUUAAGUAACGGACGGAGUGGAAUUCUCUGGGAUGACAUUCCUACUUGUUUUUAGGCCUCCGCAUCCGGUUCCUCAUGAUGAACGCAUUCCGGAAUCUCCUCAUUAUUAACAUGAUGUUGCUGCUAAAUGUCAACAACCCUCCUGGAAUAACAGUGAUCAAACAGAGAAUCACCUAACAUCCUAAAGUCCAAAAGGUCGGAUAUCGCAAGCACAGAGUAGAACUGCUCUCACCAACGGGUUGUAGACCUAGGUUUUUACAGCUAAACUAACAUCACGACAGCACCAGAGUGACGAAAGCCGCUCUGUCCACUACACGUAGAUUGAUUUCAUCUAACAGCACCGCCAGCAUUCACAGCCACCUAUAUAAACAAACUUUCCGAUUGUUAACGUUUCACUAACAAAAGUGAGGGCAGGUAUGGGUUCCGGCUAGUUGGAUUUAAAAAGUACAUAUAACAUGCUUAUGAACACCAAUUCCAAAUUAAUUGUGAUUUUCGUGUCUCGAUUAUCAUCACACAUCAAUACAAUAUCAUUCACAUACUCCAGGCCACUUUAGCAACAACAAACUGCUGUCGCGUUGGUUUUCUGGAACACUUGUAAAAUGUACUAAGAUUAAUAAUACCGUUAUCUAACCUCAAUGUAAUAGUUAGUAAAUAUUAUUAGGAUACAAUCCGCUCAGUUAUUCUUCAAACAGUACACUUAGAAUAAUCUAAUUUACUGAUGCCAUUUUACUAAGCGACAUGCGCAAAUCAGAAGUGAAGUAAUAUUGUCACCACGUCCUACGGUUGUUAUGAUAUUGUUGUUAAGAUAUUCGGAAUACUAGUGGCUUGUAACUUUCUCAUCUUCUACGUUAAUUAUCUCAUUUUAUUAAUAAUGUAAUAGUCGCAUUAAUGUAGUACUUUGGUUCCUUUAGCAGAGUAAGGAUGCAAGAUGGUGUUUGUGAGCGUCUUGUUCGACGCUACUUAUUAUCAAAGAAUUUCAAAGAUACACUGAAUGCAUUUGAAAUUGAGUAUUCGAAAGAGAAAAGUAAAGGGAAAUUUCAGCCAUUGGAUAUUAUCGAUCAACUUCAAGAGGCGAUCUACGAUUCUAAUUUAACUCAGUUAACCAAUCAGUGGAAUUUUUUAGAAAAUACACUAUUUCACCGGUUAUCGGCUGAUAAACAACUUGCGGCCAAUGAGCUCAAAGUGCAUGUUUUUCGUACAUACUUAGUACAGGCUAAAAUAAAGAAACGUCAGGCUAAAAUGACUGAGUUUUUCGAACUACUUUCUUCGCAGUUUUCCUUUGGAAAAGAGGAAUGGCAAAGUUGGUGUGCUUUGCCUUACACAGCGGAUCCAAAAAUGCAUCCCGAGUUUUUUAUGUAUUUUACAAAGUCGUGGAUGGAUGUAUUGAUUCUAUCACUAACAAACUUCCUCUGUUUGAUAAAUUACUCUGAAAGUAACCAAAGCAAAGUAUUUUUUGAAACGGAGUUUCUGAACCGAAAGAAUAAAUCAAGCACAAACGAAAAAGCAUCAACGUCAGGAAAUCAAUUACCAUUUGGAGAGCUCCUUGAUGACUUUAAUGAACUGGGAACUAUCCGAACAAAUUCAAAACUUCCGUGACCAUUUCAAGUGUCCAGAAGUGUGAAACAAGUGUCGUUCGUGUUAGUAACUCAUGUAUAUCGCGUAGUUCUACAUAUGACUGACUACUGAACAUCUUCAAUUAUAUCUCUAAACAAUCGUCAACAUUUUGUAUUUGACAGAAAAAACUACUCCCUUUUAUACUUAACCUUAAAUUUGUCUGCAUAGUAGCUAAAUACCUUUCUCGAAGGGUGAUGGGUAAUGUAAUCUACUUGCAUUAUUACUUUUCUUUAGUUUCCCCGGCUCUGAAAUCCCAUUUUCUGCCAAACCUAUUCAUUUCACACGCUCUUCGGUUUUGCUGCAAUUAAAGAUGUUUUACCUU
Schistosoma spindalis is the source of this 3712-nucleotide messenger RNA. The record is from the annotation of a GenBank genome assembly. NCBI's taxonomy places the organism in Eukaryota, Metazoa, Platyhelminthes, Trematoda, Strigeidida, Schistosomatidae.